AUGACGUCGUCUUCGGCGGCGGCAGCUGCGGCGGCGGCCGCGUCCUACCAGAGGGUACUGCAGCAGCCGUGGGUGGCGACCCCGGCAGGUGCGGCGUCGGUGGCGCAUGCCGCGGGCGGCAGCAGCACUGGCAAGUUGCGGGCAACUGCGCGUCAUCACCAACACCAACACCAUCACAGCCAUCACCAAGGGGUGCCGCAUUUGCAGCAGUGCAGCUCAGCGGCGGAGCCCGGACCAGAGCACCACGCUGCUCGCCGCGCUGCCUCCACCACCGUGAACGCUCCGUGGGGCCGCGCUCCGAAGAGGGCGAGACACGCACCGGUCCUGCACCAGCAGCAACAACAGCAGCAGCAGCAGCUGCAACCAGUCGUUGCCUCGGCAGCUGAGGAUGUUGCUACCAGUUGGUCACAUCAACAGCUACAACAACAACAACAACAACAACAGCAGCAGCUACAAAACCAUGUGCCACAACAACACCAGAAUCAUCAUCAGGCAAUUACACAUCAACAACAGGCGUGGCUGGCUCAACACCAGCACCAACAACAACAACAGCACCACCAACAACAACAACCCUUGCAACAGCAACCAGUACCAUCAUCCCGCCAACAACCACAAGUGCCAUGCAAAGAAUGCGGAACUGCUUGCAAGGCCUGCCUAGUCCAGCAGCAGCAACACAAUCAACUCCAGCUGCAGCAGCAGCAGCAGCAACAACAACAACAGCAGAAUAACAACAACUUGGCGUGCGUCGGAGAACACUGGGCUGCUAGUGAUGCUGCGGGCUCGUCCUCCUACUACAACCACUGCCGUGGUGCAAGCGAAGACAGCUCUCGCGUCCUCUGGAAUAACGACAACAUGCUGCGCCUAUUCCAGGUGUAG
Molecule: messenger RNA, 876 nt
Organism: Schistocerca nitens (vagrant locust)
Lineage: Eukaryota; Metazoa; Arthropoda; Insecta; Orthoptera; Acrididae
Product: putative mediator of RNA polymerase II transcription subunit 26
Exons: 1
Coding region: 1-876 (291 amino acids)
Source: RefSeq, a predicted model, not a curated record